Molecule: messenger RNA, 1956 nt
Organism: Adineta steineri
Lineage: Eukaryota; Metazoa; Rotifera; Eurotatoria; Adinetida; Adinetidae
Source: the annotation of a GenBank genome assembly
AUGAAUAGUAAUGAUAAGAUAGAACUCCAACAAACAAUACCGGCACAAUCAAGUGUCAAAGUAUCUUCUAAUAAAACAGAGAUUAUAAGAAAAAAUAUUGAUCCAUCAACAGAAGUAGCUGAAACUCAUAUUCUUCUUGAAGACAAUUCAUUUCCAUCGAGUUCAAUUAUUCAUAAAGACAAUAGUUUUAUACGAAUCAAUACUAAUUUGACAUCAAUGGAUCAAUCUACUCGUCGAACCGUAACAUUUGAUGAUAAUCUAAUUUCAAAUCGACCCAUUCAUACAUCAAAUUUAAAUUUUCGAUUAUCGAAUGAUCAACGAGAGAAAGAGAUAGCUACUAAUCCACAUUUACAAAAUACUGUUACUAAUUCUGAUCAAACGAAUACUACUACACAAAAUUUAAAUGAUCUCCUUUCUGGAGAAGAAUAUAUUCCAGGAGGUUUUUGUAAUCUCGAUCAAGAAUUAGAAGAAGAAUUAAUGAAUGACUUUGAUGAUGAUUUUGAUGAUCAAAUUACACGACGUAGUCGUUAUAUAUCUUCAAUACGUUCAAGUGAUCCAACAAUUAAUGUUACUCGAUCACCCAUUGAACUUUGGCAACGUGCCCGUAUUCUCAUUGCUAUUCAUCUCUAUAAAAUUCAAAAUAAAACUCCUAAUUUACAUAAUGAUAUAUCGAUGGCAGUUGAUUCAUCAUUAAAAAAGACAACCAAUAGUACUGAUAACUCGAAUUAUUUAGGAAAAUUAUUCGAAGAAAAAGAAAAUACAGAAGAGAGAAAGAUUAUAUUUGGUCUUUCAAUUCUAAAACAAUUUCUACUUGAUUCUUCUCACCAAUAUCAAUGUAUAGAUUUCUAUGAUAUUGAACAAGGAUAUAUUAUUAUGUGUAAUACAACAGUUCAAUCACCUAAUAUUGCUAUUGAUCAAAAAAACAAUAGUAAACUUCUUGUAUAUUCAAUGAAUAAAAAACUAUUGAAUGAUAGUUGUACAGUUGAAUUUGAUUGUCCUUUUCAAUUUAAUUUUAUGAUUUGUAUACCUAUUUUUCGUCUUAUACUUGGUUUUAUGAAUAUAAAAAAACAAAAAUCAUUAAUGAUACUAAUUGGUGAUGCAUCACGUAAAAGUAUAUUCUUAUCAAAACAAGAAAUAUCUGAUAAUAUUUACAGUAUCCUUUAUAUUCAUGAAGUAUCAAUGCUUUUCAUUGGUUGCAUGGGUCGAGUUUUCUUAUACAAUACUCAACCACUUCAAUUUAUUUCUCAACCAUUACUUAUUUCUGAACUUACUCAAUUACCAUUUCAUUCAACUGAACCAAUUAUACAUAUUUGUCAAAUAGGAACAUAUCGUUCUAUUGGAAUUUUAUCAAAUCGAUAUUUUAUUUUAUGGCAAUAUGUACCAACUGAAAAAUUAUUAUUAAAAUUUUGUAAUCCAUAUCGAUAUGAUUUUAUUCGUUGUCAUUAUAUUUCAAAAUAUGAUUAUAUUAUAUUUGCUUUUAUCGAUGGGUUUGUUUUAAUUUAUCAAUUAAAUCAAAUGAAACAAAUACGUCGUUAUCAAUAUCAUUGGAAAAUGAUAACAGAUUUAAAAAAUAAUCAAAAUAUACUUCUCUCAUCAUCACUUGAUCAUAGAAUUAAUAUUUGGAAUUUAGAAACUCUUCAACAUAUUUAUCAAUAUAAUACAUAUGAAGAAAUAUUUCAAAUUGAUAUUAUUCAUGAAGAUUUAUUUUAUUAUCGUACUUUACAGAAUAUAGUUAUUUUUAAAUUAAAUUUACAUACUUUAUUAUUUUCUAUGACAAAAUCAAAAGUUCUUGCAUUGAAAUUAUUUACGGAUAUACAAAAAAUUGCACGUGUUACAGUUAUAUUAGAAGAUUAUUCAUGUAUACUUAUAUCACCAGUUAGUGGAUGUUGCCUUACAUACGUACCAAAUACAGCUAAAAAACCAAUUAAACAAAUUUUACAUGAUAUUAGCAGGUAA